UGUUUGAACAGGAAGGCGGACAUAUUGGCCAGGCAGUGCGAGAAAAUCGGGCACAGUCUGUUUUUCGAAAAAUAACAUCGCCUUAAAUAUACGUAUAUUUUAAAGUGUGAACUUACGUUUCUGCAUGUAUCGACUAGACUAGUUGUUGGGUGAAGAUACUACACAUAAGACAGGCGUACUGCAAUGGGGCGUUUUAACAGGAUCGUGUUUUAAAGUGAUCGAAUUUUGGAAGUCGAAGUUUUUUUUUCGCCACUUCUACUUUGCAGCUGUCAGACUCGUUUGUCGUUUUUCUUGCAAGGGCCUGGCACAGAUAUGGACACGGGCCUGGAGUAAUGUGACUACCCUGCAAGCCGUCUUUGUAACUUCUGCUUUAUAUACUUGGUAUAUGAACACAGCCAGGUCUUUUUCAUUUAAAUUGUGCUGCACACCGCUUGAUCCCUCUGCGGCAGUCUGGAGAGCCUUGAUAAUCUGUUGCUGCUAGCCAGCUAGCUACUAGCUAGCUAGCUAGCUAGCCUCUACUUUUCUUUUCAUUUUUUGUCCUGCUAGCUAGCUAGCAAAGUUGUCAUUGGCGAGACCAACGUUAACUCUGCGGAAACAACAAGUCUUUGUUUUUCCUAAAAUGUGGAUUUUGGUCAUCCGAUGUUCGUUUAUACCUUGCAAUGAGUGUGAAAAACUGAAAAGACACACAACCCUUCUCUGAUCAUUCAUCCACUACUGUUAACUGUACAACUCAACGCGAAGCAAGAAGUUUGACCAGGCUUACCAGUAAGCUAGCUAGCUCACAAAGCUAGCCACAAUAUUUUAAUCACUGCUAGCGCCGGCGUGGAACUCAGUUUGACAGCAAAAUGUCUUCGGAGGAAAGUUUGGCGGCUCGGUUCGAUAAAAUCGAUGCCAUGUUGAAGGAUCCUAAAUCAGAAAUCAACACCGACUGCUUACUGGAUGGUUUGGAUGCAUUAGUUUACGACCUUGACUUUCCCGCCCUGAGGAAGAACAAGAGCAUCGACAACUUCUUGAACAGAUAUAAGGACACCAUCAGUAAGAUCCGUGACCUGCGCAUGAAGGCUGAGGACUAUGAAGUGGUUAAGGUCAUCGGCAGAGGGGCAUUUGGAGAAGUGCAGCUGGUGAGGCAUAAAGCCACGCAGAAGGUUUACGCCAUGAAACUUCUCAGCAAAUUUGAGAUGAUCAAGAGGUCUGAUUCAGCUUUCUUCUGGGAAGAGAGAGACAUCAUGGCCUUUGCUAACAGCUCUUGGGUGGUGCAGCUCUUCUACGCAUUCCAAGACGACCGCUACCUCUACAUGGUCAUGGAGUACAUGCCGGGCGGAGACCUGGUCAACCUGAUGAGUAACUAUGAUGUCCCUGAGAAGUGGGCCCGCUUCUACACCGCCGAGGUGGUGCUGGCACUGGACGGCAUCCACUCCAUGGGCUUCAUCCACAGGGAUGUGAAGCCUGACAACAUGUUGCUUGAUAAAUCAGGCCACUUGAAGCUGGCUGACUUUGGAACCUGUAUGAAAAUGAAUAAGGACGGUAUGGUACGAUGCGACACUGCAGUAGGAACGCCUGACUACAUAUCACCUGAGGUACUGAAAUCACAAGGAGGAGAUGGCUACUAUGGCAGAGAAUGCGACUGGUGGUCGGUUGGAGUCUUUCUGUAUGAAAUGCUAGUUGGUGACACGCCGUUUUAUGCCGACUCGUUGGUUGGGACGUACAGCAAGAUUAUGAAUCACAAGAACGCCCUGACUUUUCCCGACGACAGCGAAAUCUCCAAGGACGCCAAGAACCUCAUCUGCGCCUUCUUAACCGACAGGGAGGUGCGACUCGGCCGCAACGGGGUCGACGAAAUCAAGCGACACGCUUUCUUCAAGAAUGACCAGUGGACGUGGGACAGCAUCAGAGACACGGCUGCCCCGGUUGUGCCCGAGCUGAGCAGCGACGUGGACACCAGCAACUUUGACGACAUCGAGGAGGACCGAGGCGAGGAGGAGACUUUCCCCAUCCCCAAGGCCUUCGUGGGCAACCAGCUUCCCUUCGUAGGCUUCACCUACUACAACCAGUUUCUUCGAACCUCGAGCACAAAAACGAGUGACAAACGUAGCAGCUCCACCAAGGAGGACAAAAGCCAUCUGGAGAACCUGCAGAAGAGGAUCUAUCAGCUGGAGGAGCAGCUCCACAGUGAGAUGCAGCUCAAGGAUGAGAUGGAGCAGAAGUGCAGGACAUCCAAUACAAAAUUAGACAAAAUCAUGAAAGAGCUAGAUGAGGAGAUCAAUCAGAAGAAGACGGUGGAGGCGUCCCUGUCCAUGCUGGAGAAGGAGAAGAUGAUGAUCCACCACCGCGCCUCGGAAUACCAAAGAAAGGCCGACCAGGAGGCCGAGAAGAGGCGCAAUGUGGAGAAUGAAGUGUCCACAUUGAAAGAGCAACUGGAAAACAUGCGGAAAAUCAGCCAGAAUUCCCAGGCCUCCAAUGACAAGAUAGCACAGCUGCAGAAUCAACUGGAAGAGGCCAAUGACUUGCUGCGAGCGGAGUCGGACACGGCGGCGCGCCUUCGAAAGAACCACACGGAGAUGACCAAGUCCAUGAGCCAGCUGGAAGGCCUGAACCGCGAGCUGCAGGAGAAGAGCCGCGCCGCCGACAACACCAAGCUGGCGCUGGAGAAGGAGCUGCUGCAGCUGCAAAGCACGCUGGACUCCGAGCGACGCAACUGCAGCCAGGGCUCCGAGGAGAUCCGCGAGCUCCAGGCACGGAUUACUGGUCUGCAAGAGGACAACAAGAACUUGAAGCUCAGUUUUGCCAAAGUUGAGGCAGAACGGAAGCAGGCACAGGAGAGGAGCAAUAAUCUGGAGAAGGAAAAGAACAACCUGGAGAUUGACCUGAACUACAAGCUGAAGACAAUGCAGCAGCGCCUGGACCAGGAGUUGACUGAACACAAGGUGACCCGAGCACAGCUCACAGACAAGUACGAAUCCAUUGAGGAGGCUAAGUCAGCUGCCAUGCACGCUGUGGAGCAGAAGGUGUCGGAGGAGAGCGUGGCGCGCACGCGGGCGGAGAGCCGCGUGGUGGAGGUGGAGAAGCAGUGCUCCAUGCUGGAGUUCGACCUCAAGCAGUCGGUGCAGAAGAUGGAGCAGCUGAUGAAGCAGAAGGAGCGGCUAGAAGACGAGGUGAAGGCCUUGCGGGUGCAGCUGGAGCAAGAGUCGGGCAAGCGGGCUCUGACCCAGAGUGAGCUGAAGAACUGGACCGUGGAGGCGGACCGGCUCAAGGCGUCGGAGAAGCAGCUCAAGCAGGAGAUCAACGCCGCGCUGGAGAACAAGCGCUCCCUGGAGUUCCAGCUCGCCCAGCUCACUAAGCAAUAUAGGGGGAACGAAGGACAGAUGCGAGAGCUUCAAGACCAGCUGGAGGCCGAACAGUAUUUCUCUACGCUUUACAAAACUCAGGUGAAGGAGCUGAAGGAGGAGAUUGAGGAGAAGAACAGGCAGCUGCAGGACACCCACAAGAAGGUGCAGGAGCUGCACAGCGAAAGGGACUCCCUGUCGGCCCAACUGGACCUGACGGUGACCAAGGCGGAGUCGGAGCAGUUGGCCCGGGCGCUGCAGGAGGAGCAGUACUUUGAGCUGAGCCAGGAGAACAAGAAGGCAAUGGCCCGCCACAAGCAGGAGAGCGCCGAGAAGGACUCCACCAUUGCCCGACUCGAGGAAUCCAAUAAAACCCUUACCAAAGACGUGGAGACCCUCAGCAAGGAGAAGGCCGACCUGGAUGACAAACUGCGCGGUCAGACGGAAGAGUAUGAGAACCAGAAAGAGGAAAUCACAAACUCGAUCAAGGCCAACUAUGAGAAGGUGCUCAACACGGAACGAACUCUCAAGACCCAGGCGGUGAACAAGCUGGCGGAGAUCAUGAACCGGAAGGACAUGAAGCUGGACCAGAAAAAGAAGGGCAGCACGGCCGACCUGCGCAAGAAGGAGAAAGAGAACCGCAAGCUGCAGCUGGAGCUCAACCAGGAGAAGGAGAAGUUCAACCACAUGGCCAUCAAGUACCAGAAGGAGCUGAGCGAGAUGCAGGCGCAACUGGCCGAGGAGAGCACGUACCGCACAGAGCUGCAGAUGCAGCUGGACAGCAAGGAGAGCGACAUCGAGCAGCUACGCGAGCGCCUUAACGACCUGCAGCUGCGAAUGGACAACUCCAGCGUCACCAGCCUGCAGACGGACGAGACCGACAGCAACAUUGCCGAAUCCAGAAUGGAAGGCUGGCUGUCGAUACCGAACCGUGCUAACAUAAAACGAUAUGGCUGGAAGAAGCAGUAUGUUGUGGUCAGCAGCAAGAAAAUAAUCUUUUACAAUGAUGAGCAGGACAAAGAGCAGUCCAGCCCCUCUAUGGUACUUGAUAUCGACAAACUGUUCCACGUGCGUCCGGUCACGCAGGGUGAUGUGUACCGAGCGGAGACUGACGAGAUUCCCAGGAUAUUCCAGAUCCUUUAUGCCAACGAGGGCGAGUGCAGGAAGGAGGCGGAUAUGGAGACGGUUCCCCAGGGUGACAAGACCAACUGUCUGCCCCACAAGGGCCAUGAGUUCAUCCCCACACUCUACCACUUCCCCACCAACUGCGAGGCCUGCGCCAAGCCCCUGUGGCACGUCUUCAAGCCGCCGCCCGCCCUCGAGUGCCGGCGCUGCCACGUCAAGUGCCACAAGGACCACCUGGACAAGAAGGAGGACGUCAUUGCGCCCUGUAAAGUGAAUUACGACGUGACCUCAGCGAGGGAUAUGCUGCUGCUGGCCCUAACUCAAGAUGAGCAGAAGAAGUGGAUCGGUCACCUGGGCAAGAAGAUUCCCAAGACCCCUCCCUCUACCUUCUCCAGGGCCUCCCCUCGCUCCAUGUCCACCCGCUCCGUAGCAAACCAGUCCUUCCGCAAGAACCCCAAAAGUAUCACGGGCAAGCCAAGCUAACCAUCUGAUCCAUUGGAUUCUGUUGGGACUUUGUACCUAUUAUCCUUCAAAAAAGAAAAAAAAAUAGAAAAGAAAACAAACAAAAAAUACUCUCAAACCAUUAAAAAAGGAUUCACACAAUUAACCUAUACACACACACACUUUCUCACACACACACACACACACUUUCCCUCUCACACACACACACACUCACACACACACACACACACUUUCACUCUCUCAGAAGUUAAUACAGAGACAGUUUGACCAACGCUGGAUUUUGGGACCAGUGCCUGAUACAAGGCAUCCUUUCUUCUCCACUCCCUUCUCUCUCCCUCCCUCCUUCCUUCCCUCCCUUCAUCCCGCCCUCUCUCUGCUUUGACUGGGAUUCCUUUUCCUCCAACCUCUCCGCACCAUCUCUGUCCUCCGGGCGUGAAGUGGACAGCAGGGACCUUGCUCUGACCUUGGGAUGAGAGCCUAGGGAAGCGGCCCAUCUGUCCCCAAGGCUGAGCUCCUCUGUGCGGGCCUCAGGCGGACGCUGUGUGGGGGGGGUAUCUGGCCUUUGGUGCAUGCUCCAGGUCAAUAAGGGAGGUCUUAUGCAAUAGGGUGAUGCAACAGGGGAAGAGGGGGGUAUCUGGGGGUGCUAAAACUGGGUUAUUUUCUUCUGCCCGGGAUCAAAAACUGUUGUGAGCGAGCAUACCUGUUUUCCAUCUCAACGGAUUUAACAUGCCUUCUUUUCAUGAACUCGGGCUGCCUUAAUGUUUCUCUCCCUCCUAAGUCUAAAAGGAAAUGCGAUAUCAAACAGAGUAUUUGGGUACUGAGUAUGUGUGCGUGUUGUAUUUUUUUUUGAUUUUUUUUUUUUUUUUUUUUUUUUUUUUUUUUCCGAGGAGCAUGCAAGAUCAUCAUUACAAUUCUAUGCAUAUUAGAAUAAUAAUUAUUGUUGUUGUUGUUAUUAUUAUUAUUAUUAUUAUUAUUAUUAUUAUUAUUAUUAUUAUUAUUAUAUUUGCUCCAAGCCAUAGGAAUCCCCAUUGUAAUGGCAUCAGGAGACCUAAUGAAAUCUUCAUAGAAACCAUUGACAUUUUGUUUGUUCAUUUGGGUACAUUGUUCCUUUACGUGUGUUAUUUUGUUUUUUGUCUCAUUUUUGUUUCUUUUUUUUUUUUUGUAAUGUAUUGCCUUACAUUGGUUCAUAGAAAAUGGUUCAAAAGGAAACAUUAAGUUAACAAAUGUAAAACUGCACUGUUUGAAUUGUAAAUUAUUUGUAGAAGACUUAACUGGUGUAGCAUUUGGCCCACCUAGUGCCUUAAUUUUUGGAUAACGAUUUUACUGCCAUAUCUGUCUGUGUUAAACUCCAAACAAGACAAAUCUUAACUCUGUAUCUUUUUUUUAAAAAAAAAAAAAAAAAGGGUUAUCUUCCACGUUGUGGUUUUAUUGGAACCUCUGGUGUGAAAUGGAAAAGUCCUUCAUUUAUUUUCAACAAGUUGCAUAUUAUAUCAACCAAAGUACCAGAGAUGAGUAAGUAUCCUGUGUUAUGGAUAAUGUACCCUAAUGAAGGCAAGGUUCCCUUCCAUGAACUCUUCCCAUUAUUGCCAACAUAAUCAGAUGAAAUGGGUAACUUCCUGUCUUGUCGACACAAACCCCCUCAGUGUAUAUAAUCAGACACAAAAGAUCAUGAAUACCUCCACAGUUAUCAAAAAUGGGUUUUACAUACGUGUUCAGUAAAAGAAGCACUGGAACUAUGAUCUCUUCUGUUUUGUCUUGGAUGACUUGCAUGUUUCAUUGCAUUGGAGGCCGCACUGAUGGAUAUGUGUCAAUAAACAUAUCUUUAUCUAUCGUUUAAAA
Messenger RNA from Alosa alosa (allis shad), 6749 nucleotides. RefSeq names its product Rho-associated, coiled-coil containing protein kinase 1 (gene rock1). Gene Ontology annotation, biological process: embryonic morphogenesis; mitotic cytokinesis; cortical actin cytoskeleton organization. Gene Ontology annotation, cellular component: cytoskeleton; cytoplasm. The record is from RefSeq and is a predicted model, not a curated record. Gene Ontology annotation, molecular function: small GTPase binding; ATP binding; Rho-dependent protein serine/threonine kinase activity. NCBI's taxonomy places the organism in Eukaryota, Metazoa, Chordata, Actinopteri, Clupeiformes, Clupeidae. Bases 846 to 4931 code for a protein of 1361 amino acids. The transcript has 33 exons.